Messenger RNA from Guillardia theta CCMP2712, 643 nucleotides. RefSeq lists its product as hypothetical. Lineage: Eukaryota; Cryptophyceae; Pyrenomonadales; Geminigeraceae. The transcript is spliced from 4 exons. The record is from RefSeq and is a predicted model, not a curated record. The annotation marks the transcript as partial.
GUGUGUUUGCUUCGUGGAAAGAAGAAGGCUCCGUGGUUGGUGACGAGACAGAAGAAAAUACUGCGUUCAUGUGGGACCAGCUGAAGGCCACGGGAUUGAACGAAUGGUUGUCUCGCGACUCGGGGCCUUUGACUAUUAUCUCCGACCGGGGGAAGGCUAUCCUGGCGGGAGUGCGACGUGCUAUGCCUGAAGCCGAUAUUAUCUUCUGUUGCUUCCACUUGCUCUGCAACAUCAACCAACAUUGCAAAGAACACCGUGCUCCUUGCCUCACCACCAAUGGGAAAGGCACUUGUCCUGCCACUCAACCAUUCUUCUGGCAAGCACAGUGACUUUGCGCCGAUUCGAAGAUGCUAUGGCAAACCUGAAAGAGCACAACCCAGUGGCACAUGAUUACCUCAAUGCUAUAGACCAUAAGUGUUGGGCAAGGUAUGCGCAAUGCAAAGAGCCAAAAGAUGCUUCUGGCAACCGAGGAUCUUACAUCUGGACUUAUGGAAUACGAUGCAACAACAAUACUGAAAGUGAAAAUGCAAGACUCCGUCAUAAUCUGUCCAGAUCAUCUGAUCCAUUGAGAUUUUUCCAGAUUCUGUCGAAUACCCCUUCCGUUCACUGCCAACUGAUUUUCCUUUGAGUAAAGAUUUACCGG